This is a messenger RNA of Linum tenue, 1675 nucleotides long. Lineage: Eukaryota; Viridiplantae; Streptophyta; Magnoliopsida; Malpighiales; Linaceae. The record is from the annotation of a GenBank genome assembly.
AGCUUUUGCGCUCGUUUGCUUGGCCCCCGUACUUUAUGGAGUCGCCUCCGUCGAUGGGAUCUUCACCUACUAUUUCUACACUCAGAUAUGGGUUAAGUUGGGCGAUUCUGAAUUUUGGCUGCUUCUCUCAAAUAUUUUUCAGGUGGACGUUUACGCUUGUGAUGGUCUACUUUGCGUUGGGGACCGUCAUUUCUGCAUAUGGUUGUUACUGGGAAUCCCAAAACCAAUCACCAUCUGGAGCUGGAACCGCUGAAGCCUCUUUGUUUCUUGAGACGGGCUUGGAUGAUAAUGAUAAAGGGGGAAGAGGGAUUAGAGGAACUGAUGAAACAGUACAGUUGAAAGCUGGGUUCUGGGGUUACCUAAUGCUCACUGUAUAUCAGACUUGUGGGGGAGCUGUGAUCCUGACUGACAUUGUGUUCUGGUGUCUUCUUCUUCCAUUUCAAUCCGACGAGCAUUUUCAUCUGGAUGUGUUGAUGGGCUGCAUCCACUCUCUGAAUGUUGCGUUCCUAAUCCUUGAUACUAUCCUCAACAACCUUCCGUUUCCUUGGUUCGGAUUUCUAUAUUUUGUGCUGUGGAGCUGUGUCUACAUGGUUUUCCAAUGGGCGCUUCAUGUCGGUGGGAUUUCAGGGUGGCCAUACGAAUUCUUGGAGCUCAAUACGCCAUGGGCUCCCUUAUGGUAUUUCGCCAUCGCGGUGGUGCACGUCCCUUUUUAUGGGAUGUACGUGCUGCUUGUUAAGGCCAAAUACUCACUCCUCCCAAAAUGGUUUCCUGGUGCCUUUGUGAGCAGAUCAUACCCCUGAUUCUCCUAUUCCUCCAAAUGCGGGCCUUUCAUUCACCUCCUUCGGAUGAUUUCGGGGUGAAAGAAGGGUUGAGCUGAUUGUUAGCAUCAUCCUAGCCAAAUUCGUCUAGUCUAUCAUCAAUCUUGUAGAAAGCUGAGCCGAGAUUAGUAGAUGUCUGCGCCUAGUUCUAUGUCCUUCAGCUGAAGAUUAAUAAUGCAUUAUCCCCAGUGAAAGCAGGCUUGGAAGCCAAGCUAAAUGCCACAGCUGCGCCUCUCAGAUUGGCCACUCUGCACAUGGAAGACUACACCAAGAAUCAUCAGACUAAGUACAUCUGUACAUGUAUUAUCGCUGGAGCAGUUACGAUUUUAGGAGCGAGCGAACAUCUGGAGAGUCUCUACUUUAGGACUUAAAUAACAUAUAUUUGUCUGAGUUGUGAGCACAUUAGGGGGAAGUAGCAGGUGAAAUGCCAUUGACUAUUGUACUGUUGUAUUAUUGGUUGAGUGUAUUUAAAGUACAGCUUUGAUAGAGAACAGAGCAUAGCUAGAAUACUGCAGAUAGUGAACGCAUAAAUAGCAACACAAUGGAGAGAGAGAGAGUAUAAACACAGAGUACGUGUUUUGGUUGUUAACCACCAUGGACAAGUGUAUGAUGGACUAGUCGAUGCUCUUUUUUGUUCCACCCCGAUUAAAGCAUAAACUAACACUCUCUUUUUGAAGGAGUAAAAUUAGCACAAGAAUAUGGUACCAAAUGCAUGAUCCUAUUUGACUGCCCGGUGCUGGUUAGAGUGUUGAAUCAAAAUCAAGCAAGUUGGACGUGGUGGUGUGCUGCAUCUGCAUGGAUUGGCUCUAUUGUCAUGAUUCUUAGGACAAACCCCUUUCUAUAAGGUCAAGGAGGUG